AUGGCUACCAUGCGAGGCACGCGUGUGCCUAUUGGCUCCGCCUCUUGGAUCGCCGAAGAGAGGACAACGGCCCUCAGCAUCGUCCAAGCAGAAGCCGAAGAGUUCUCCUUCGCUGCUAGGAACGAGGUGGACUGGCUUAACGAGCAUAUGGCUGGGAUCUUCAACGAGAACGAAGUGCACGUACAUCCCUGCACCAACAAGGCUUCGUUUGCUAACACUAUCUACAGAAACGUGGCCGAGAUUUUCAAGACUCCCGGAAAGCUCCGUGGCAAGACACCGCGAACGGCGCGUAAGGUCGACAAUGGCGAGCCGCGUGUGCCACUGUCCGAUGUGUUCUCCGCAACUCCCAAGGGCGCGCCGAAUGCCUUUACACAACAGCUUACUCGAACUUCUACAACCAAGAUUGAAGUCGCACAAACGACCUCGUCUCCCCUGAUUAGCAGAACUGUCUCCCCGCACAAAGCGACCGCAUCACCAAGACCCGCCGUCUCGAAGCAACCUGUUCUCUUGGCCGAUUCUGGCUACUAUGGCAGUCAGGAUAUGGAUAAUGUGGACGACAUGGACAUCGACCUCAUCGAGGAUGAAACACAGAUCGCCGAGCCUCGAUCCAGCCCUCCCAAGACUGGCGGACGGGGAGCCCAUGUCGCAUUCCACACCAACAACGACGAGAACGCGCCACAAAGUCCGACCGAGACGAAGACCAUGCGCUCUCCUGAAGUCACAUUCCAAACCGCCAAAGAGGACCAGACAACCCGUGUCAUUAAGGAUGUCACCAUCGAAGAGGCCGAGUCGUCAGCUCCUCAAAGUCCGGUAGAGGAGGUCGAGGUGCCCUCUUCCGUAUUCAGGUCCCCUAAGCCUCGUUCUGCGAAGAUUGUGUCGCCCGUAAAGACUUCUCCUAUCAAGACGUCGCCCGUCAAGCGCUCCCCUGCCAAAGAAAACUCACGAUCACCGUCACUUGGAGCAGCUCCGUCGCCCUCGCCUGAACCCACGCCCGAUGCGCAAUUACAGCAAGAAGUGGAUGUCCACCUCGACGACGACACCCGAUCCCCAUCCGUUGAUUCCAGUCCCAUCCGGCCUGUCAGGAAGAGCAGUCUCAACUUUGCUUCGCUCCCUGCGAGAGAACCCUUGAAGAACAAGAGUUUGGGACCUCGUGUGUCAAGGACAAGCCACCUUGAUAAUCACCGCACAAGUUACUACGGCAGACACACUGGCGGAAAGAGUCUAGGCAACAACGUGGAGGUUCUUGGUGAUUCCGACGAUGAGGAGGAUAACGACGAUAUGGACAUUGAUACUGUAGCGGAUACAACGGCAAAGGAUGCCGACAGCUACGCGUCUACUUACAACAAGGCCUACACUCAGCGUCUGCAGGAUCAAAUCAGCAUGCUCGGUAAAUCACAGCCGAAUGCCAGCCGACCCUCCAAGUCGAUUCCAAGCUCCGCAGUCGUCCAGCAACUUGCUCAGGCAACCGCUCCUCAGCCAGCACCAGAGGCUAGGCCUGCUUCGCCGAAGAAAUCAGCAGCGGCACCACCCACUCCUGGGGCGUUCCCCGAGGACGACGACGAAGACGAAGACGAUUGGAUUGCACCCCCUGUCCCCGCGAAGGACGGUCCUGCCUCUCCUCCGAGACCGCACUUGCCUAAGAGCCAUACGGCCGAUGUCAUGGAGGGCAUUGAUGGCACUGACACCGUCAGCGGCCCGGAGUUUGCUUUCCCUAAGCAGCGGCAACCCGUUGGCCGACCAGGUUCUCCCAAGCGGGCUCCCAUCAUUCCCGAUCGCACUACCAGCACACAUGGGCACGGCAAAUCUGCAUCAGUGUCGGCUUUGCCUGAUCUCUCUAAAGAUCAGAUGGCGGAAGACUUGACUUCUCCUCAGAAGCACGUUUCUGUUUCCAACCCUCUAUCCGCAGUGCCCGAGGACGGACGUCCUGUCUCCCCCAAGUCACCGACGCGAAGCUUCCGCGACAGCCCAUUGAAGCAGGUCAAGAACAAGCUGUCUUCGAUUUUGAAGACUUCCAAGGGUCUUCUUGCGAGCAGCGCGGCAAUCAGUGCCGAGGGCAAGUCAUCAAUUAUGUCGCCAUCAACCACCCGACUUGGUUUCCACUCUGAAUCGUCUUCGGAGUCUAUUGUUCCCCAGUCAGUUUCCGCCGAGCCUCUGUAUCCCGAUUUGUCCAAGCACAAGUCAGUCGAUACACAAGCGACUGCCCCACCUGGAAGCCCCGAGCGGCCUGUGGCGCGGAGAACGAGGGCAUCCGUCGAAAAGGAAAAAGAAGACAAGCGCAAGGAAAAGGAGUCACGGUUGAUGGCCGACCAGAUGAGCAAGCUUGACAGGGUCCGUGCUGAGGAACGCGAGAAGGCAAGAGUCUUCAGCGAAGAACAAGAAAAGGUUGCUGCCAUGGAGAAGAAAAUUGCCGCUCAGAAGGAGGAGAGAGAGAAAGAAAGGGAGAGAGAGAAAGAAAGGGAGAGAGAGAAAGAGAGGGAGAGGGAGAGGGAGAGGGAGAAGGCUGUACGAACGCCGGCACCUAAGGAAGCGCCAAAGCCCACGAGAACCAGCCCGCGCAAGGCUAAGAACCAAGCCGAGACCGAAUCAUCCGCACCAGCUGCCAAGUCGGAUAAGGAGGAGAAGGAGAGGCCAGACGUGGAAAUGGCGGAGGCGCCGGCCCCAGUGCCUCCUCCUUCAGCGCCUCGAUCUGCCGGUCCGAGCCAGUCGGCCAGGGCCAGAGAGCUUCGCCGCCCCACGAAGCCCACGAAGGAAACCGCCAGCAGGACGAAGCAGCAGCCAACCGUUAUUCGCGUGAACACUACUUCUCAACACUCUCAGUACCAUCCCUCAAACAGCCAGCUUUCGUCCAGCUUAGAGGGUACGCUUGGUUCAUCAAGUAAACCCAGGUCUCAGCCAAGCUCUCAUAGCAAGCAGGCUUCAGUCAAUAGCUUCAAGAGCUCCGCAGGAUCCACAGGCCGACCUAAGGCUCUUGAACUUGCUGCUAAGCGGAAAGAACAAGAAGAGCGAGAUCUCCAGAAGAGAAAGGAUGCGAAGCUCGAGCUCGAACGCAAACGCGCUGCUAUUCAGGAAGAGGAGCGCAAGCAAGAGCUCCAGCGACGUCAAGAGGCUGAGAGACAGAGAGAGCGCGAGAGAGAGAAAGACCAGCAAACCGAGGCAAAGAAGAGACAGGCUGCUAUCGAGCGUGCCAAGCAGACACGAGCUCCGCCCCCUGCUGCCCGAUCUCAACCAAACGGACCUCCCGAUUAUACUGCUAGCCAGCGAAGUGAUGGUCCUCCCUCGCGACCUCCUUCCCGUUUGCAAUCGACUAUUCCUCGGUCUCAGGAGGAUCGACCGGUGAAUGCAAUUCUUUCCAAUGCUUCAAAGGCCGGAUCUAAACGUCCUCUUCCGCAAGACGAGGAUAGCCGUAAGCCUGUUCGCAACGGACCAUCAUAUCAGACCAAAGAGGCCAAACGGAGGCGGACUAGCGACGACUUCGCAGAUGAGCUCGACAUGGACAUUCAGCCCCCGAACAUCAAGGGACCUCCCGUUCGACCUCCAUCAGUUGGCUUCAAGAAGGAGAUGCCCAAGCCGAUGUACUCGACCGGCUAUGGCAAUGGACCCCAGAGCGCAUCCAGAGAUUUGUUCAAGGGAGUUGUCACAGCUCAGCACAACAGCACGGUCAAGGCAACCAAGCAGCUGGAUAUCAACCAGUUUGCCAAGGGAGAGAUUCCGUUCAACCCGAAUCCCAACCCGGCAGGACCGGCGCACAAAACCCCAGCGCGGCCCGCGGCGAGUGCGAAGACGACGACUAUCAAGAAAUCCGCCACACGGUCGUCGCCUCGGUUCCAGGACGGCGAAAAGAUAGAAUUGCCCGAGAUCGACACGGAUGCCGAGGAUGACGACGACGCAGAUGAGUUCGUUGCCCCUUGGGCUGAUUCGCCCGACUUGCGAAGAGCUCUCAUGCGACAGGAGAAUCUAGACCCCAUGAAUGUUUUCGGCCCUCCACGCGCCCUGAACAUGGAAGAAGUUUUCAACAACAGCAAGGAGAGAUGGCACAAGUUCAGAGCGCGCACAUCAAGCGCAAACUGGAGCGGGUCAGACCGCUUGACAGAGGAUGAAAUCCGCAAGGAUAUUGCGGCUCGCGACAGGCUGCGUAGAGAUGGUGGUUGGUCUUACGAGAUGAGCAAAGAUUUGGCUUAA
This is a messenger RNA of Colletotrichum karsti, 4179 nucleotides long. RefSeq names its product inner centromere protein. The transcript is spliced from 3 exons. The coding region runs from base 1 to 4179 and encodes 1392 amino acids. NCBI's taxonomy places the organism in Eukaryota, Fungi, Ascomycota, Sordariomycetes, Glomerellales, Glomerellaceae. The record is from RefSeq and is a predicted model, not a curated record.